Messenger RNA from Symbiodinium sp. CCMP2592, 1032 nucleotides. NCBI's taxonomy places the organism in Eukaryota, Dinophyceae, Suessiales, Symbiodiniaceae. The record is from the annotation of a GenBank genome assembly.
AUGGACGAUGUGGAUGUGGAGGUGAAGAUGCUUCAGGACAUGCUCGCAGACCAGUGCCAGCUGCAGGCCAAGCAACUGAAAUCGUUGGAAGACGAGGUUGCCCUGCUCAAGACGCGGGCCCAGGCCUUCGCAGAACGCCGAGCGCGGCGUCUUGCGACGGACCCACUUUCCGGCAUCGACACUGCCUUCGUGAGGAGGGUGGAAUGGAAGCUGCAGAAGUGCAGCGAGACCAUCAGGAAGAUGUCCAACAACCAGUGCAUCUGGUCCAGCUCCUUUUCGGCUAUGGGGGUGCCGGAUAUGCAGCUCGAGUUCUUUCCGCAAGGACGGGAGACGUCUCAGAAGGGCUUCUGUGCCCUCUUUCUUUGGUGCCCUGGCCACCUGAAGCUGAAGUACCGACUCGAGGUCGGCAGCCACGCCUCGAUCGAUGAGGAUGUCUUCACCAGCCGGAUUGGCCACGGCCACUCCAACUUCUGCUUCCUGGAGGCCCAGAUUGACGACAAAGAUUGCCUCGUCAUUGGCCUGGAGAUUCUGGAGGUGACCUGGACGCAGGACUUGGGUCAAGGGCUGAGGCUCGUCAACAGAGGGCCCGUGGACGCUGUGAAGCGCGAGGCUGUAGUGCUCCACCACCGCGAUAGAGAAUCAGUUGAGUGGAAGAUUUCAAACAUCCGACGGCGCAUCCAGGAGUUGCCUAUGGGCGCCUGCAUGUGCAGCCCUCUCUUCUCCGCCGCCGGUGUGCGGGACAUGCACCUGGAGUUCUAUCCGAACGGCCUGGAGGGGAGCAAAGAAGGGUAUUGUGGCUUCUAUGUGAGGUGUCCUACUGGCGAGUAUACGCUGAACAUCACCCUCUUCGUUGGCACCGCCAGACGGGGGCCGAGCAAGACGGAAUUCAACGGCAAUGCUGCCAAAGGUUUGCCCGAGUUCUGCCGGCUCGACGAGCAGCUUGUGGACGGGGAGGAAGAUCUCAUUGCUGGCAUUGUCCUCCAGAACCCAUUGCAGGAGCAGGAAGAAGACGAGCGAACUUUGUACCUGUGA